Rhopilema esculentum is the source of this 4658-nucleotide messenger RNA. NCBI's taxonomy places the organism in Eukaryota, Metazoa, Cnidaria, Scyphozoa, Rhizostomeae, Rhizostomatidae. The record is from RefSeq and is a predicted model, not a curated record.
AAUUAUCAACAUUGUUUCAGGGGGAAAGGGGCGGAAGUAGUAAUUUUCUUUCAUGAAAGGAAUGAAACAUAUCAAAUGCAGCGUAAAUUGCUGGGUGUUCCAAGUACUUUUUGCAGGCAUUGUAGCUCAUACUGAAGAGUAAAUGCUAAAAACUGACACAUUUUCACCUCUUGAAAAUUUCUUGAAAAUUUUUUUUGGCUAGUGGGUGUAACCUUUCACUUACAUUACUUUUUUUAUUUUCUUUAUUUUCUCUCUUACAUCAUUCGUUUGUACAAUGUGGCAUGAACUAAUUAGCAACUCACUUUUGACAUUUAGUAGUGGGUGUUAAGCCAGUUUCUCUAUCGGCUAUUCAUAAAAGAGAAACCGCCCAUUUGGAAAAGUGACACAUUUUAUGACUGGAUCCGCGAGCGCAAGGUGUUUUCCGUACAAAAUGCCGCACAUUCUUAGCACACAUGACAGCCUGGCCAGGUUCCGUUUGUUUUCGAAGCAGAGCAUGAAAUCGUGUGUCCUAGUUCCAUGACGUAAUUAUGACUUGACACCUCGCCUCUUUUAUUGUGGGGGAUUUCGACAUGCCUCGAUUUUAUGGCGAGGCUACCUGUUAACUUCUUUGAAAAAAUUUGAUCAGGGAAAGAAAUUGAUGAACUCAGGUCGAAGACUUUUCCAAAUAUGAUGAAAGUGCUAAAAGCUUAAUUAAUGCGAAUUUUUAGCACGUUUACACGAGAAUAGAUGGCCAUCAUAUUUUCUAUGGCGAAGAAUGUGCGAUCCUACCCUCUUAUUCUACAGGUGUUGAAAUUUUGCACCUUGUUAUGCAUUUCCGAGCCCAAAUCAUAAAGUUUAGUUUCGUAAGGUGGAAAUAGAAUAAACGAAAUGUUAAAAAUUCUUCAAUUUGCAAUGAAUUGGAUUCUCGUCAUCAUUUUGUUUUGUACAUGCUUAUUACUUAAAAACAUUAGGCCUAUUUGUCAUCAAGCGUUCAAUUUCAUGUCAGCAACUUGAAAAUGCAAAUUUGUUAAGAAUUUACGCCACGAAUUAAUAAAAAUGUAUCCAGUUAUUGACGUAAAAAUUGACAAUUUCAAUGCAUAUUCCCUGCGUAACAAGCCCGGAAAGUAUUUUUCUUUUCUAGGUAAACAUGGGAGUAGCAAAUCUUUUGUUGAACUGUCGUACUUAUAAGCGAACAUUCCUGACUGGGGAGACAAAUAGCAGUUUGAAGGGGACGUGGGGAGAUGAAAAAUGCUACGAUCGUCCACGAUUUUGUCAAGAAAGUAUCGCCUAUAAAGAGCUGCCAUUCUGAAGUCGACUUGCAUUUUCAAUACCAUAGCAGCCUGCUGGUGGAUAAACUGCCUCUCAGAUUGAAUAGGAUUCACCCGUUCGCACGAUUCACUGCUGUUAGUUCAUUUCGCUCCAGAAGUUGUGGAGCUAUGGCCGUUGCCUUACGCGUAUCAAGCUGGCACCUCGUUGUAUGCUGUUGCCUUCCCCUUUUCGCUGCUCUUGUUGGAACAACUGAAUAUCGACAUACAAUAUACGGUUUACACGGGACUUUAUCUUCACCAAACUACCCUCGUCACUACCCGUUAAAUACAACAGUUAUCUGGUUGAUUGCCGUAGAAAGAUCAAGGACGAUUGAGUUAAAUUUUACAGACUUUCAUCUGGAGAAAAAUAAGAAAUGCAUUUAUGACCAUGUGUAUAUUGAAGAGACUCAAAUGGGUGCUGGUUCUAUAACGAAAAGAUACUGUGGACAUACGAAGCCACCUAAUUAUAAAUCGCUAUCAAAUCAGAUCAAGCUGGUAUUCCAAUCUGAUCCAUUGAGUAAUGUUGAUAUUGGGUUCAAAGCCACUUGGAGAGAAACUGGUCGAUCCAUUAUUGACCAAGGUGUGAUUCCUUCACAGCCAAUUAAUCCAAGCAAGUCUUGCAUUCCAACUACUGUUACGUUGGUAGAGCCUUGCCAUCAGCCGGCUCCGCUGCCGGUAACUGUAACAGUAACCGCAAAGCCUACAACGUGCAUUUGCGGAACGAAAACAACGACACAAACAAUCACUAUAACGAAAACGAAGACUUUGCAAACGCAAGCCAUCAAAGCAACGAAAUCUUUGCAUUCGAGUUACGUAGUCAAAUCGUCAGCAGAUGUUAAUAAUAAAGAUGGCGGCAAAAAAUCAAAUGAUAAUAGGUCAAAUAAAGUCGAAGAUACUGAAGAAUGCAAGCCUUCGUCUACUUCAUCGCUGAUAGACGCAGAAAAAGUGGCAGCAGAAAGAGACAGUUCGAAAAGCUUGGUUGUUUCGCUUGGAGUUGUUUUAGCUGCACUUUUCAUAACAAAUGUAUUUCUUCUGGUGUUAUUAUGCAAAAGAGAGCGAGGAUACAGUGCUAUAUCACUUCAUAGUCUACGGAGGUUCAUGAAUGGCAAGAGGAGACCCCCAUCAAACACUCCAGAUAUCUAUUACUCCAGUUACACGCGCCCUACUUUGCGGAUGGUCGACGGGGAAAUAGUGGUUGUACCCCCAGGACCACCAACAAUUACAGACAGUGACUUAACGUCAACAAUAUUAUUAGAAACUUAUAGAAAAGAUAAACGAAGUCAAGAAUCCGAUAAUAUCGAGGAGUCUCCUGAGCUGCCGUUUCACAUGAUACCACAAGGGCAAAUAACUUCAACACUAACAUCAGGUGAAACUGAUGAAAAUACAAUAGCUUCAACCAGGUCAGAAAUGCUUUCAGAACCUGAAAAUCAAGAUUUCUGCUGAUCAAUGUUAAACUUGCAGAUCAAUACAACAAGAGAAGAGUAUGCCACUGCUUCUUCUGCUUUGUACCAAUCUGGUCUUCCAAAGAAGGAAUUACGUCAGAUAUCCCAUGAUCCUCCCUCCGCUGACGGAACGACAAGUCUGGAAGAAGAGGCAAGACAAGACAUAGAAACAGUUUGUUUUGUCGGUUGCUUGAAAACCUUACAUCGGAAGCUAAGUGACAAAACUGUUCUUAAAAUGUUCUAUCAUCGUCCCAGCACCCUUUUGGAGGGAUUUUAGAUUAGAAGGACUUUGCAUCUUGCCAGAAGCUAUGUAGAAGAUCAGUGCUGGGACUAUGCCUGCUACCCAGUUAUGGCUGCUACCCAGUUCAAUUUUGCUGAAUGCCAUAGAAAUGUAGUUCGUUACAAUGUUAGUUGACUCGUAGAGUAGUAUUUAACGGUCCUAGUUUUGUGGGCCUUAGUUACAAUAAUUUUUGUAAUUUGUUGUUUGUUCGCUCAAUAAUUAAAUACGCAGUAUAAACACCUACUACUAUACUACAACGCGAGUUCUAAUUAGCGCAAUAAGAUUGUGCUGAUGUCAUUCUCAGAAAAAAUGGCUUUCAAUCUCGAUACUAAUUUCAAUCAAGAACCUGAUGCAGAGACACCUACACGAAUCUUUCUCUAGUUAUAGCGUUUGUCCAAUAACUCGAACUUUAUAGCAAAAGCGUAAAAAUUUCGAGUUAUCGAAAGCUUGGUUUUUUAUUACAACAAAAGUGCGUCCUAAGCAAGAAUAUUUAUGAAGAGAGAGAGAGUGUUUUUAGCAGAUAGCCGAAUAAAGACAAAAUAUCAAUAGAGAGUAGAAUUGUCGUUUUUUCACAUUGGCAUCAAAUUAAUCAAGUAUGAAUUUUUAUAGCUAAAAAAUUGAGCUGUUUUCUGUUGUUGUACCUCUAGUUUAAUCAUCUCAAAAUAUAAAAAAUCGUGUUAAAGGCUGUUACAUUCGCUGAAUGGAGCAACUUGACAUUUAUUUAUUAAGCCUUUAUUAAAACAUAGAAUAAUAGAUGGCUUUUUGCUAAUGCAUCUAGUUUUUUAUGAUUUUAAAGCAAUUUAAAGGACAUGUGAUCAUGUAUUUUGCGUAGAGGCACAAGUCAAUGUGGAACCAUUGAUAUGACAGCAAUCGAUAGAAUUAAAGUAAAAAUAUCCUAUAGGCAACAGUAAAUAAAGAUUUGUGUUGUCCAAGUACUUUAUCUAAAGUAGACUUCUAGUCCUUGCUGAGAGCGCUGUAAUUUGGCAAUGUAAGUUUGCAUUAUAGUUCAGUUUUCUAGAAUGAGUACAGUGUGUGUCAUGAACGUCCCUAAUGUGCUCGUGGCACCAUUUGCUCGUGAUAAGAAGGGGUUUUACAGGGUCCAAUUUGCAUCUGUUGCUGCUUGGGCAGAAAAGGCUCUUGGCACCACAGAGUGAUAUGAUGCAAUCAAAUUGUCUGCUUUAGAGAUGCACCUUUAAAUCGUUGAAUUGGAUGAUUCUUUCCUUCAAGUACAGGACAACUGUAAAAUGUUGUUUACAACCUUUCUGCCAGCAUUGUUAUUUUCUUUUCUGUGAUCCAUGAAGACGAAAAUGCGAUUCAGCAUGAUUAAUAAUUAUGUCAAAGAGACAGGCCAUAAAAGAUCAAAGAUGGCAGCCGGGAAGAUGGUAGACAGCAAGAUGGUACCUAUCCUUGUCAAUAUCAUAUCUCGUUCUGAAUUUUUUAAGUUCAUCCAAAGAAAAAGAAACGAUUUUACCUUUUCAUAUAACACCCUAAAAAUUUGGUAACCUUGGGAUACUUACUUGAAAAAGUGAACACGUUGCGUGUAGUAUCCUUGAUAUUUGUAGAGCUGUAAAUAGGUUAUAGAUAUAUUUGUUGCUAUUUGGUUAAAUAUCUUCUGUGUGUCGUGCAUUUUCAAACGUAAUGCAUUCAUAA